Messenger RNA from Schistosoma mattheei, 5248 nucleotides. Lineage: Eukaryota; Metazoa; Platyhelminthes; Trematoda; Strigeidida; Schistosomatidae. The record is from the annotation of a GenBank genome assembly.
GAACAGCUAGUAGUAUAUAUAUAUUUCAAGAUGAACCUUAUUCAGUCGUCAUAUUUGUUCUGAAAGAGCUCCCGAACAUUUUUCCAUUUUCUGACGAAAUCGUUACGCAAUGUGCUAAUAUAAUUUAACUCAUUAAAGCGCUGGUUUUGAAGCUGACUUAAUGCGGUCUUUUGGUUGUGGCCAUGGAAAGAAUGAGGCAGGAUCAUCUCUGUAAAUUUCCUCCGUGUUCUCUUAAUUUCAAUUCUCAGCUCGCGGGUUUGAAGAAUUCCAUAGGAUUAUGGGAGGAUAUGAUAAACAAAACUUCAAAGUUGAGUGCUUCACUAAAAACUGUGAUUCAGUGCAUCGGUGGGUUUCUAGAAGCAUUUCAAAAAAUUGCUGAUUGUGCAUAUGGCAGCAACUGUGGUUUGAAGGAUUUGGGUUCUUCAAUGACUCGAUUCUGUUUGCGCGAACGGGGACUGGAAUCUAGAUUACGCACUUUUAACAGUCAACUCACCGAGUGCUUAACUGCCCCGCUUGUCGAUCGUCUUGAAGAAUGGAAACGUUCAGUGGCUCAGUUGGAUCGAGAAAAUGGGAAAGAGUGGCGUCGAGCAAAAAGUGAACUUCAGAGAGCAACAUGUGAGCUAGAAAAGCUUUCAAAGCGUUCUCGUCGAAAAGGAAGCUCAGCAUCCAGUUGUACUGUUGGUGGUAUUAAUGGGAGUGUGGAUUCCAGUUCGCAUAAUGAAAUUUACGCAUUUUCCACGAUGCAGUCUAUAGAUUCAAAUAACAAUACUGUUCUUCAUUCUGGUGAUAAUAUGCACUUAAAUUUUGUUCAACAUGAUCUAAUUUUGAAACAGCAAACUUUAGCAGAAUUGGAACGUGUUAGUUUACGAAGAGCAGUUGUUGAAGAACGUAGACGAUUUGCUGAAUUGCUUACCUGUUUAAAACCGGUUUUGGACUCAAAAUUAGCCAUAUUUGGAGACGUCAGUUUGUUUGAAGAAUCCAUUCAAGCUAUCACACACAGUUUAUAUGAUCCAAAUCAAAUACCUAGUGAUAUAGAAGAAGCAAUUGAUUAUGCAGUUGGUCUUGUUACUUCAAAUGUUUUAUGUGAUCGUAAAUAUUCCACAUCCUUUGGUAGUGGUACUCGAUCCGAUUCACGGUGUACAAUACGAUCAACGAAACAUUCAACAAAUUCUACCACUAUCGGAAAUGGAUUAGAAUAUUCUAACAGUACUGGUUUAUCUUGUCAUGCAUCAGAGCUAAGUUUACAAUCUUCAAUAUCUGUAUCGACAAAUGGAUCCUGGAAUAAUAGUAAUAAUAACUGUAUUAGCGGUGGCAGUGGUAGUAAUUAUUCACAAUCUACAAUUCAUGCAUCUGAACAGCACUGUGAUGUUUUAAACCCAACACAAAAUUCUGGUACUACUGAUAACCUCUUGUCUCAUACAACUAGUGGCGGUGUUGGAGAUUCAGUUAGCCUUUUUGAAAAUCCAGAUGGUUCAAUCAGUGGCGAAUCCUGUUCAUUAGGACGACCAGUACCAAAUUCUGUAUUGGACUCAAUCAAUCCUGAUUGGAUUCCAUUACCUGGUUUAAGUAAUAAAAGUAUAGAUGUAAAUGAACGUCAAAAAACCAGUAGUAAAUCAACUCAAGAUAAUCCUGUUUUCGGUUUUCCAUCUGAAAAUUUUAACAAUAAUGAAAACGAUAAUGGUCAAGAUGUUAAUCAUGAAAGAAGAACAAGUAAUAUUGAUAUCAGCGUUGAAGCUGAUGCUGAUGAUGGCGGCGGCGGUGCUGGUGGCACCACCACUGAAGAUACGGAGGAUGGUGAAACAGAUGAUGAGAAAUUAGAUCAUAGUGAUGAAACUCGUCUGGAUAAAUCACAUAAAGUACAAACCUUAUAUCCUAAUCAAGCUAUACCUUCACCAGUCUAUACAAAUUUGAGUGAACUUAAGAAAGCUGCUGCACGUAAAUUUCAAAGUCGUAAUUCUCCCACUGUAAAUAAUAUAAACAAUAAUAGCAAUAGCAAUGAAACUGUACUGAAUAAUGACAGCAGUUCCUUGUAUACUAGUCGUAAAUUCAGUUUGCCAUCGAAUGAAUCAAUGCUCACUCCAACAGUUGUCGCAGAUUCUUUUCCUGUCAGUGAUAUCAACAAAGUUGAUUCAGGUUUACCACAGUCAUCUCAUUUCAUUUGGCCACCGAUAACAACACUUGAUAAUGUCAGUUGUGAUAGUGGGGGACAAGAGAAUAAUUCUCGUUCAUUGUGUAAUACUACACAUAUGUCUAGUGUGAAUAAUAAUGUUUCUAGUUUAUGGGAAUACAAUCACUUGAUAACGACCGAUCAAACUACUUCUCCUUUCCUUCAUCCUACAUCGAUAACACAAUCAUCAGGGUAUUUAGCUACUACGUUAUCACCGUCAUUAUCUUCGAAUGGGAAUGAUAUUAAUACUAAUAAUAAUUUAUGUGACGCAUCACAGUCUUCUGCUUCUACUACUAAUGGUGAUGCUAUCGGUUACAUAAAUACAAUUGUUAAUUCUGGUACUUCAACAUUUCGACGACGUCAAUCAGAGUAUUUUAAAAAGUCAUUAGAUUCAACAAUAUCCUCUGGUAAAAUUUGUUCAUCUCCUCCUCCUCCUCCUGGUCCUCCAUUAAGUCCAUCUUCUGUGAAAAUUCCAACUAUGCUUCUGUUACACCAGGUUUAAUACGUCGUGGUAGUCAGGCCUAUCAACAAACUCCUCAUAUUGGUAAUCGUCUAUAUGAUCGUCCAUUAGUACAUCCGCCUAGACGUUCAAGCAGUGUUAGUCGUGAAUUAGUUUCACAUAAUUCUUCAUUAAACAAUAUCAAUACUGUUAAUAAUAAUAAUAGUUUCCUAACAACUAAUCAUCACCAACACUCUUCACGAUUAAAUUUAUCCGAUUUUGCUGGUAAUAAAAAUCCAUCACUAUUUAAUUCAUCCUUAAUGUAUGAACAGUCUACCACUACUACUAAUAAUAAUAGUAAUAUUCAUCAUCAUUACCAACAACAGCCUCAAUUGAACUUUCUUCAUCGAACCAGUCCCAAUUGUUCUGUUGCAUCAAUGUUACAACAAAAUCAUUACAGGCAACUGCAACAACAACCAUCAAUUCAACAGGAAAUGUUUCCUUCAUCCUGUACUCCUUCUAUAUCAAGUGCGAACAACAACAUUUCACAUUGUUCUUGUAUUUAUUCCGGCAAUAGUAAUAAUAAUAAUGGUAUUGUUGGCCGUGGUAGUCCUAUACCCGGGAAUAAUAUAGAUAGUAAUCCGAGUGGUACUACUAAUAGUCAAUUAAUGUUUGGUGUUAAAGUUUUGCCUAAUGUUGUAACACCACAAUUACUGAAUAAUACUAAUAUUAAUAAUCCUAGUAAUCAUCAUCAGUCAAGACUGCCACAAAGAGGUGGAUUAAUGCGUCAGACGAGUUGUGAACCAUCAGUAAUUAGUGGCUCAUUGAUGAAUAACACAAUCGGUGGUGGUGGUGGUAGCAGUAGUUUAUCAAGGUCACAAAUGAAUUCUACUUUAUUGACUGAUCGUCAGUCAUCACAAGAGUUCAUGCAACAACAACAAUUUCAUUAUGCUAGUAAUAUUCAUAAUUCUAGACAAAGCUCAUUUUUACAAUCACAACAUCAAGCUUCUGGUGUUGGUGACAGCACUUUAAAAGGUCAACAACAUCAAUUAUCUACAGAUGACGGUGUAACUAGUUUUAUUGAAUGAUAAAUGGACAUAAUAAGAAGAUCUUUUUUCAAGUAAUCCUUUUCUAUUAUGAAUUCUUUGUUACUAAAGGAAAUAUUCAUAUAUAUAUAUAUAAUUGAACAUGUUUAAUGUUCAAUUGAAGUUGAUUUUGGAUCAUACAUUCAAUAUUGUUAAAUGAUAUAAAUAUUGUUUAUUAAAUAUUAUGCAUGUACAUCAGAAUGUAUUGUAUAUGCAUUUGAUCAUGUAUUGUGAUUAUGAUUAUUUCAAUCACUCUCAUUUAUUCAGUGAAUAUAUAUCUGUUCAAUUCACUUUAAUCCCUUUGAACUAUAAUUCAAUGUUGGCGCCAUUUCUUGUAUUUAUUCGAUGUCUUCCUUUAAGGAAUACUCUUCUGUUUUUGUGUUGUAUCAGUACAGUGAGUCAAGAGUUGGAAUUUUUAGCCAAUUUUAUUUUUAAAGUAUAUUCGUAGGGAUCUUUACAACAAACAAUCUAUUAUAAAUAUAUUUGUGUAGCACAAAUCAAACUGCUGACUGAAUAACAUUAAUAUAUAAUAGAAAUCUUAAUGAAUUACGCCUGUUACUCUUCAUGAAGAAGGAGCAUAGGUCGUUCAUCAGUAUUCUCCAUCUUAAUGGUUAAAAUGAAAUCAUUGAACCGUAAAAACACAUCAAACUUGCCUUUUCAAUCGCUUCUCAUGAUAUUGUUUUGUCUAUAAUAAACACUGUUACAAUCUAACUUUAUCGUUAAAUAUCUUUCUAUAUAUAUAGUGUAUGUUGAAAAAUGUCAAAGUGAAUAGUGUCAGGGAGAAAGGAUAAUUUUUUCUUGUUUGUUCGUUCACUCAUCAUUUAUUAUUCACUUAGGUUUGUUGUGUUAUUCUUAAAUCAUUCAUUUCAUUAGUGUUAUUAUGAUUUUAUAAUUAAGCUUGUAUGAUAUCUCUAACGAUGACGGUACAAUUUAAAGAGAUAUAUAUAUUCAGCAACAACAACAACAAACAAACAUACUUGGUAACUAACUAUUGACUAUAAACAAUACAAUAAAUCUAAAUGUGGUAUGGCAACUCGAACUGAUGUACGUACGUACGAAGUUCUACGUUGUUACUGACUGACUGAAAUCUAACAAAGUUCCUGUCUUUCUAUUACUGUCUCAUAUUGAUGAUAUAAUGAAUGUUUAUUAUAUUUCUUUUCCUUUCUAAAAAAGAGUUUUGUUUUUAAAAUAAUGUUAUCUAAUUCAACAAUUGUUUAAACAAUUAAGUUUCUCCCUUUGUUUAUCUGCUUUUAAUAAAAUAGUUCUAUUCAUCAUUGAAAUUAAAUUCCCGCUUUCAAAUAUGUGUGUAGCCUUUAUUAUUAUUAUCUUUUUUUUUUAAAUUCAUUAAAACUAUAAUUCCAUAUGAUUCAAUGUGUGUGUUUUUUUUUGUUUUAUUGUGAAUUUAAUUUCACCAAUUGAAUAUUAGUAAUAUGUGAUGGUAAUUUUUUUUUAGCUGACUUAUCUUUUUUCUUUUUGAUAUAUGCGCGCAUAUAUAUUCAUGUAAUUGAUGUUACUAUUAGUAACUGAAUUAAUGAAUAGUAAUUUUUCUUUGUAUUA